Exaiptasia diaphana is the source of this 519-nucleotide messenger RNA. RefSeq lists its product as uncharacterized. The record is from RefSeq and is a predicted model, not a curated record. NCBI's taxonomy places the organism in Eukaryota, Metazoa, Cnidaria, Anthozoa, Actiniaria, Aiptasiidae.
CUCUAGUGUGUGGGCUGCAGCACUUAAAAAUAAAAAUUCACAAUUCUUCAUGUAGUGCAUCAACUAAGACAUUGUUUUUGUUUUAUAGGAAUUACUCCAUUCUUGUGCUACUUCUUACCAGGGUAGGUCUGGAGAAGAUGCGUGGCUUUUUCAUAAAAGAAUGGAAUUCAGCCGGCGGUUUUGUCCCAUGGACUGACUGUCCACAGAAUGGUACAGACUUGUUGGCAAAGUUCACACCACAGCCUUAUGAAAGAAAAAAGAUUAAAUCUGGUGACUCAACAACAUGGGAUUUAUCAAUUUUCAUCAAAGCUCUUUUGUACUCCAAGCCUCCAUUUGUACCAAAAUCCAAUAAAGCUUUAUUUAAUGGCUUAAAGUGUUUAAUUGAUACUAGAAACACCCUUUGCCACACUGGCAGUGGAAGGAUUGAAUCAACAGAGUUCACCAAGCUGUACGCUGAUGCCUGCAAUGCACUCAUGCUAGUUGGUGCUUUACAAAGUGACUUCAAGAAAGUUGAGAGAG